Hemicordylus capensis (graceful crag lizard) is the source of this 916-nucleotide messenger RNA. RefSeq lists its product as uncharacterized. The transcript has 4 exons. The coding region runs from base 225 to 857 and encodes 210 amino acids. Lineage: Eukaryota; Metazoa; Chordata; Lepidosauria; Squamata; Cordylidae. The record is from RefSeq and is a predicted model, not a curated record.
CAGGAGAUUUCCUAACAGGAGUCUACAAACAGAUAACAAAGGAGUUUUGCAGGAGUUUAGUGGGAGAUUGGUGGGGAAAGCUGUGGGGAGACACACAAGUCAAGAAUAAGUUCUGUAGAUCUGACUGAGUCCAGGGCUUCCUGUCUGUACUUCCUCCUGAUGCUGGUUUAGCUUUCUGGACUCCAGACUUCAUCACAAGUGUUUGCGAAAACGUCAAGUUGGAGAUGGAUAAGAGAGUACUAGAUUGCAACAGUUGUUUUGAUUCUCAAGGCCUAAGGAUGGCAGAUAUUCCUUUCUGGAUGGAGGAAGAGUCAAGAAAAGAUGGGUCCUUUGAAAAAGUUCCCACCAGACCACAAAGUGCUCUUAGUGUCACAAAAUGGCUUUCACAUUUGAGAGCUAGGAAAAACUAUGUCCUACACCAGCAUCUCCUGAGGAAACCUGACGUUCUCGCAGAGGUCUCAAAUAACCUGGGAAGAAAGGAGACUGAGCAGCAAAUUGCUGAGGGGCAGAAAGGAGUGAUAAGACAGCCGCACACACCGGAGGCCAUCAUCCGUCAUAACCUGGCAGAAUCUCAGCAGCAGCUAAUAAGCCUCUUAGUCAAGCAGAUAGACACGCUGGAGAGCUUGCUGGAACUGUACUCCCAGAUCCAAACGCCAUCCUCUCUGCAACCUGUGGCUUGUUUCGAGCAGGUCUGCUGGGAUGGGAGAUGUGGCAGAGUGAAUUUCAGGAGUCCUGGUGUGCCUCCCCAGCCUCAAGACAAGGAUUAUUGUCAUUAUACCUUUGCCAUUUUAUGGCUCUCCACUUUUUACUUGCUUCCUCUGGUCCUCUUUUUUGUGUUUCUCUGUCUUUCCUUUUGAUUUUUGCUGUAAAUUUUGGAAAAGAUUUCCAAAAAUCUUUUGAUUGUAUCAAAAUACAA